UUUUAGAAAACCAACCCACAGCAGCAUCUCAUUAUUCCAUCGAUAUCGUUACUGGCACCACUUGUAAAGUACUAGUACCACCAUGAAGCUCUUUACCCUCGCGAUCGCUCUGAACCUGGCUGCUGCGCCUGCAGCCUCGGCCUUUCAAGUUGGUGGCGUCCAUGCGCAGCGCUCAUCGGCAACGUCUCUGGACAUGUCGUCUCAUCACAUUGUUUCGGAUGCCAACGAAAUGGGAGAAAAGCGCAACGAAGACAUUCUGAACGCCCUUGGAUACAUGGAAGGUCCUAGUGUUAGCUACGGUCACUUUGCGGCUUUGGAGAACAAGAAACCAACGGACAUUAAGGAAUACGACAACUUUGAUGCCUUCAAGCAAGCCAUUGACCAGGCUGACUGCACCAAGCUCCUCAUGGGGAAUGGCCCGUUUACACUGUUCGCUCCUACCAAUAGUGCUAUUGAGAAGUUUGAUGGUGUUUUAACAGAGGAGGUGAUCAAAACGCACAUUUUGCCCCAGGAUCUUUUUUCCGACGAGCUGGUGGGAACUUUCGAAACCCUCAGUGGCCACAAGCUGACUUGUCGGUACGAAUUCCGCAAGACUUAUGUGGAUGAGGCCCUGGUUGGCCAGCUCGAUAACCACUCUGGUGGGACACCCUACCCUACCAACGUCAUGUGUAACAACGGGGUCAUUCACGCCAUCAACACAAUUCUCACACCUGGUUGGAGCCGAAGCACAGGCGACUCCCAGGGGGUUCAGGGCCUUGCCCUUCAAUCCCAUUUAAACCAGAAAGUUCUCAAAGACAGAGGCUCACUCCCCGAUGAGGCCACCGAAAAACACUAAAUUAGAGCAGCAUAGGAAGUUCAAAUCUUUGAAGCUGCUUGUCGCAGAUGUUAAGCAGGCAGCUUACUAGUACAGUACUAUGAAUUUUU
Molecule: messenger RNA, 924 nt
Organism: Seminavis robusta
Lineage: Eukaryota; Bacillariophyta; Bacillariophyceae; Naviculales; Naviculaceae
Source: the annotation of a GenBank genome assembly